Molecule: messenger RNA, 879 nt
Organism: Metarhizium brunneum ARSEF 3297
Lineage: Eukaryota; Fungi; Ascomycota; Sordariomycetes; Hypocreales; Clavicipitaceae
Source: RefSeq, a predicted model, not a curated record
AUGGGCAAACUACGCGUCUCGGAUUCGGAAGCCCUCGUCCUCGUCCAAUCUCUCCGUCGUGUCCCGCCGCCGCUGGACAUCCGCCGCUGCAGCGAAGGCGGCGAUCAUCUCGUCUGGACGGUAAACGACGCCCUCGUCCUCCGGGUUCCGGCCGACCAGGGCAGCGGCGAAGAGCCGCUGCUCCGAGAGAGGAGACUGCUUGAGCUGCUGCUAAGAAAUGAUGAACUCGCACCCCUUGUCCCGCCGUGUAUUGACGUCGGGGUUUGGAACCCCCACGGCCGGCAGUACGCUUUGUACCACAAGGCGAAGGGUGUGUCUGUGGAAUCGGACCCUCGGGGAGUGACGAAGAGCACCGAGGAUGAUUUGGUAGCGUUCUUGGUCGGCCUAGGAGGCGUGCGUGUUGGUGACGCCCUGGGCAUUGGCGUUCCGGAGGGCGAGGAGGCGGAUUUGGAUGAACUGCGCGGUCGUGCGACGGCGGCUUUGGACGUUUUAAGGAGGAGGCGACAGUUGAUGGAGUUGGACGAGGUCAUUUCGCUGGAGAAGCUGGACGCCCCCUGGCAUGUUCAGCCUGGCAGCAGCGGGGAACAUGUGUUUCUCGACGCGGCCGGUCGGGUUACGGGCGUGAUUGACUGGAGCGAUGCCCGGGUUGGCUGUCCGUCGGUUGAGGUUUCCGGGCUGGCGGUGGCUGUUGGUGCCAGGAUGGCAGCCCGGGUGGCGAAAAGGGCGGGAUACGAGGCGGAUAUCGUGUGCAAGGGCGUCAUCAUGGCCCGGUGUAAUGGUGUUUUGGGCUUGGAGGCCAUCUUGCGAGGGGACGAUGAUAGCCCGGAGCUGUUGGUGAGGAGGCAACUGCGGAGAGCAUUUGAAGAGUUUGACGCUUGA